CAAAAGAUGAGAGUGAUGCUGGGCUGUCUGGCUGUCGCUGGAGAUCUUUGAAAUCCCACUUACAAAUGUGGAGUUAAAGCUCGUGGAACCGGACAGCUUCCGUUGAACAAUCAUGUCUUCUACUUUCCUUUGGGUUCUGCUACCUCUGCUAUUUUUGGCUCUAACUCCACAAAGAUCUGGUGGGCAGCUAGAUCAGGAAUGGUGCAUAGCAGAUGAGCAGACCCUGGAUGAGGAGCUGGAAAUGGCAAUGAAGUGGGCGUGUGAAGCGGGAGGUGCAGACUGCAGCAAGAUACAAGAAAACCAAGAAUGCUUCUGGCCUAAUACUACGCAGCACCAUGCCUCUUAUGCCUUCAACAAUUACUAUCAAAGAUUCAAGCAGCAAGGAGCAACUUGCUACUUCAAUUCUGCCGCAUUGGUCACUGCCCUUGAUCCAAGUGAUAAUUCGUGCAAGUUUGAGUAUCUUCCUUGAGGAAAAGCUUGGGAAGAUUUGCAGUCAAAGUUUUUAAGAUUUGCAUUUGUGGGAUCACAUACAGAUCCAAUGAAUUUUUGUUUUUUUAAUUUCUAUUCAAUGAGCGUUGCCAUAAAUUUAUUUUCCCAAAAAUGUUGUGAUCUGAUCGAUGCAUUGACUCCUCGCAAA
Messenger RNA from Pyrus x bretschneideri (Chinese white pear), 637 nucleotides. RefSeq names its product PLASMODESMATA CALLOSE-BINDING PROTEIN 5-like. Lineage: Eukaryota; Viridiplantae; Streptophyta; Magnoliopsida; Rosales; Rosaceae. The record is from RefSeq and is a predicted model, not a curated record. The transcript is spliced from 3 exons. Bases 113 to 469 code for a protein of 118 amino acids.